CUUUGUUAAUCUCGUUCUGGUCGCUGGCUGCCUUUGGUGCCCAGGACUGGACGACCUGGUGCUCCAUCGCUAGCUCGAUCUGCUCGAUUGUCUUCCUCGUGCUGAUGCGCGAAGGCUCCAUCCCAAAUCUCUCGGCUCUGACUGGCUCGACCCAGGCUCCCGUUGUUGUCCCCGUGGGUGCCCAGCCUCCCGGCUCAGCUCCCGUAUAUGUCCAGGCUCCAGUCGCUGCCUCCGAGUAUCCUCAAGUUCCUGUUGCUGCCUCCGAGUAUCCUCAGGCCCCAGCUCCUAUCUCCGAGUAUCCUCAAGCUCCUGCCCCUGCUCCCGAGUAUUCUCAGAUUCCCGCUCCUGCUCCCGAGUAUGCUCAGGCCCAGGUUCCCGCUUCCGAGUAUCCUCAGGCCCAGGUUCCUGCUCCAGUGGAUGCCCAGGCUCCCGGUGGUCCCACGAUUCAAGUCCUCACCGAAGUUGCUCCAGCCAACGGCCCCACUGAUCGAGUCCAGAAGGGUGUUGACGGUCUCCUCCGCAAGGACCUCACCAAGACAUUCGGCGUCAGUGAGAAGCUGUCCAAGGUGGCUCAUGCCAGUAACGGCUGCUGUGGCUGUGGAAAGAUCACCACCGGUGUUGCGGUGAUCUCGAUCAUUGCUGUUUCAACCUUCAACGGCGUCGUCACCUCUGGCGUUGCCUCAAACAAGGUUCAGAUGGCAUCCGCCGGAAUCACUUACAGCAGCGCCGGUGGCAACUGGUGUUCGCAGUACCAGGCCGUGUAUGCCCAGUCGGGCUAUACGCUCUCGAGCGGCUGUUGCAACGCACUUAUGUCGGACCAGAACCAGCUGCUAUCCUGCGACAACUCCCUCAGCAAUAUCGGCUCCACUGAUCUGGCCCAGAACACCAACUUUGCGAACUGCGUUAAUCAAGCGACAAGCAUCAUCGGAAACAGCGGAGUCAACAGCAACAGUUUGGAUGUCGAUCUCAAGUACUCUGGCGCAGUGUUCCAGUGCUAUGGAUUGGUUGGUUACAGCGAUUGUGCUGCCUUUGGAACAGUGCUCUACAACGGCUGCUGAAGACCAGGGACGCACCAGCAAUCCUCCGGCUCUGUCGAGUUUCAUGAGCAGCCGGAUCAUGACACGCCCACCACCGCCUCUGCCAUCCUUCGUCACCAUGGCUUUCAACCUCGUUGGUUCUUUCUUUCUCUCCUCGGACUCUGUUUCUAUCGCCCCUGAACAUGGCUGUCUUUCAACUAUUCUUUCGCC
Messenger RNA from Polychytrium aggregatum, 1247 nucleotides. RefSeq lists its product as uncharacterized. The record is from RefSeq and is a predicted model, not a curated record. Bases 105 to 1058 code for a protein of 317 amino acids. NCBI's taxonomy places the organism in Eukaryota, Fungi, Chytridiomycota, Chytridiomycetes, Polychytriales. The transcript has a single exon.